GGAAUCGUUUUCUCGCGCGAUAUGCAGAUAAUAACAGUCGUUUCGCCGUUCAAGUGUUGGCAUUUUAAAAAGGAAUCAUUGUGGGCGGAAUUUUAAAAUAAAACGAAAAUAAGUAACUGAAAUUUCUGCUAGGCAGUGCUAUGACGGAUGUUCCCAAAAGAUUCAAUGAGCACGAUGAGAAUGGACUUAACGAUACCGAAUUGCUUGAAGCUUCGGUUAGCUCAAGGUGCAGGGAUAAAGAUUCGUCUGAAGAACGUUACACGAGAGCCACUAGAAGCUUUCAGCCCAAAAGAGUAUCUGAACUGCCACCUUUGGAAUCAGAAUCGGAUUCAGAUGACGAUAAUAAGUAUUUGAAUUGUGCAAUCUUGAAUGACUCUUUCCUGCUAACACCUUCGAAGGGUAUCGACGAGAUGGGAAGUGAAACAAAGGCAGCAGAACCGAUGGCAACUCCAUCACAGAAGGGAAACAACACCGAAAGGCCUGCUCGACAAAAAUUAGAAGACAAGUUGAUUGAAGCGGCGAGUGUUUCUUACAAGCGUGUUCCAUUGCUUGAUCGCUCUCAACUGGACAAACAGUUUAUAAUGUCCACACAGAUUGCUAGGAAACCACCGCAAACAUGGGAUUCAGGUGUGCACAGUUGUGGCUCAUCCGAUUUUUCCAGUUCUGAAAACGCAUUGAAACAUUUACGCAAGGAAACAGAAAUGAUGGUCGACAAAGUUGUAAAAGAACAAAAGGUACAGUCUCCUCAUAGAGAAUGCCAGGAGAUAACAGACAAGAACAAACACAAUUUUGUGACCCCACGAGAGAAGUUUGUUGUGAACCACUUGCGCGGCACGUCGUCCCGUAUGUUAACAUCGACAGCUAGUCGUAAGUCACGCAAUACUAUAGAAAACGAGUUCAAAUCACAGAAAAUUCUAUUUGCUACUCCGGUGGCCACAAGUUUAUCGCGGCCACUGAUGAUGGCUGACGAUAGUCUCUCACUGUCGCUUGUUGAUACCCCGAUAAAAUCAAAGGAGAAAUCCCUAUCCCCUAUUGCGGAGCAAUUGCAACUCAAAAGAGUUUCUACAGAGAAACUAUUUCCACCGUCUGUAUCCUGUGAUAAAAGAUUAUCCCCAGAACCUCCGCCCCCAAUGCGAGGAGCCCUACAGGACAUAAACAAAGGUAAGGACAUAGGGGAACAUUCGCAAGCAAACCCUCUCCCGAUUAUCAACAUUAACGGCAAGCAAUAUCAAGUGCUGAAGAAGCUGGGCCAAGGCGCCUCUAGUGCUGUAUUUUUAACAAAACAAAUGGAUACUGGCGUUGAGUGCGCUGUUAAGUUAGUCAAACUGGAAGGGGACGCAUCUGUUAUAGAAGGUUAUCUAAACGAAACGAAGCUACUGGCGAAGUUGCAAGGAAGCGAGAAUGUUGUGGCGCUCUACGACUACUGCCACAUUCCAGAAGCCAACCAGUUGUUUUUGGUUAUGCAGAAGGGAGACUGCGAUUUGCACCGGAUACUCAUGAGCAGUAAGGAACUUCCGCUGUACUCAUUGAUGCAAAUGUGGUACCAAAUGGUGCAUUGUGUGCAUUAUAUCCACGAACACGGCGUCAUACAUCUCGAUCUCAAACCGGCUAACUUCUUGAUAGUUGGAGGUCGUUUGAAACUGAUCGAUUUUGGAAUCGCGAGUAACAUUUCUCUUGACGCGACGAGUAUUAUGAAGUUUUCCCAGGCGGGAACGUUCAAUUUCAUCAGCCCAGAGGCACUGAUUGAUACGUCCACUGAUAGUAGUCCAGCGAGCAAUCAACCUAAAAUAAAGAUGUCCAAAAAGUCGGAUAUCUGGUCGCUGGGUUGCAUACUGUAUCUGCUGUUGUACAAGAAGACCCCAUUUGCGCACAUCAAGAACGUCUACAAUAAGGUACAUGUUAUCACAAACCCAAACACCGUAAUUGAGUAUCCACCGCUACCCAACUACUAUCCGCCGAUGGUUCUAGAGAUGCUCCAGAGGUGUUUGAGGUACGAUCCCAAGGCCAGAGCUUCAACGGCAGAAUUACUUGAGUACCCAUUUCAUAUGGUGAUACCGUUGAAUAAGAAUUAGAGUGUGAUUGAGGGUGUGUAUUAUUGCGUUCGCGGUCAUAGUCUUCUAAUCGUGUUGCACAUAUAUUUAUCGGCUAAUAUUAACUACAAUGAGUAGACUAGUUGCGCUAGAUUUAUUUUUAUUGCAUCUGAAAAAUAUAGUUAUACACUGAGAAGGGGUGCAAACCUA
Toxorhynchites rutilus septentrionalis is the source of this 2240-nucleotide messenger RNA. RefSeq lists its product as uncharacterized. Bases 141 to 2072 code for a protein of 643 amino acids. The transcript has 6 exons. NCBI's taxonomy places the organism in Eukaryota, Metazoa, Arthropoda, Insecta, Diptera, Culicidae. The record is from RefSeq and is a predicted model, not a curated record. Gene Ontology annotation, cellular component: spindle; kinetochore; nucleus. Gene Ontology annotation, molecular function: protein serine/threonine kinase activity; protein serine/threonine/tyrosine kinase activity; ATP binding. Gene Ontology annotation, biological process: meiotic spindle assembly checkpoint signaling; chromosome segregation; peptidyl-serine phosphorylation.